Messenger RNA from Parnassius apollo (apollo), 390 nucleotides. The record is from the annotation of a GenBank genome assembly. Lineage: Eukaryota; Metazoa; Arthropoda; Insecta; Lepidoptera; Papilionidae.
UUGUCACACUGCCUCGUUGCUCUAGUGCUCGAUGACGACAGUAUACCAUCGGGCCCCCGCACGCCGCAGGACCCGUGUCAGUUGCACCGCUACACCACUACACCACAACACCACAACACUUGCACCUUGUCACACUGCCUCGUUGCUCUAGUGCUCGAUGACGACAGUAUACCAUCGGGGCCCCCGCACGCCGCAGGACCCGUGUCAGUUGCACCGCUACACCACAACACUUGCACCUUGUCACACUGCCUCGUUGCUCUAGUGCUCGAUGACGACAGUAUACCAUCGGGCCCCCGCACGCCGCAGGACCAGUGUCAGUUGCACCGCUACACCACAACACCACAACACUUGCACCUUGUGACACUGCCUCGUUGCUCUAGUGCUCGAUGA